AUGGAGGGACCAGCUAAACGAAGACGUGUUUACUCGCUUGAACCAAACAAAGUAGUACAAGCAAAGUUUACUAGAAAUUACGUGAACUAUUUAGUUCCAGCUUUGACGAAGAUCAAGGAAAGGGGUCUUCCAGAACAAAAAAACCAUUGUGAGUUUCAGAAUGUUGUCAAGUAUGAAGUAGACAAGGCUAUGGUCUUCUCAGCCCAAGGUUUUGCAUGGAGUAAUGCUCUAAAAAUCAAGCUUCAAAGGGAAAGAGUCAAUGUAGAUAGUAGCACCAGCUUUGGUGAAAAUGAAAUGGUUCCACUUGAUUUCUCUUCAAGCCCUAGUUCAGAGUCUCAGUCUAAGAUUUCAGUGAACAAGUCUAAACACAAUGACAUGGCAGAGAUGAAAAAGGAUUUAAAUGGUCAAGAUGAUGAAGAUGAGGUCAUCAAUGACAAGUUGAGAAGCCUAAGAAAGUUGAUACCCGGUGGAGAUGAAAUUUGUAAUGAACAAAUGGUCGAAGAAUUAGAGAGCUAUAUAAGCUGUUUGCAAAUGCAGGUGAACAUUCUUCAGUGCCUCUCAGAGACAAGUUGA
Molecule: messenger RNA, 573 nt
Organism: Gastrolobium bilobum
Lineage: Eukaryota; Viridiplantae; Streptophyta; Magnoliopsida; Fabales; Fabaceae
Product: transcription factor bHLH146-like
Exons: 1
Coding region: 1-573 (190 amino acids)
Biological process (GO): regulation of DNA-templated transcription
Source: RefSeq, a predicted model, not a curated record